Messenger RNA from Pyrenophora tritici-repentis Pt-1C-BFP, 1089 nucleotides. Its product is annotated as DUF1325 domain containing protein. The record is from RefSeq and is a predicted model, not a curated record. Gene Ontology annotation, cellular component: SAGA complex. Lineage: Eukaryota; Fungi; Ascomycota; Dothideomycetes; Pleosporales; Pleosporaceae.
AUGGCUGCCCGCAGCAGGCCCCGUGGUCAAUUGAAGGAGGAAUUCGAUGAAGAAAGAGUCAUCUGGAACUCGAUCAAGUCCGACGGACGCCGAGUUGACCAACUCAUGAAAGAAUCGGAAACGAUACAAGAGAAGAUCCUCACCCUUACGGAGCAGCAGAGUGCUCGCAUACGCCGUGGCGAGGAACCCUCAGGUCGUAUCGACGACGAGCUUGAAGAUCAUCUACGCGAAAACAUCCGCCUUUUGAAUGAAGCCCAAACCUUACUCCAACCCGUGGAAGGCGGUAAUGACGUCCACACUCAAAUGACGCUCUUGGCUGCUCUGCGUAUGUCGGAAGAAGUCCCACCAUCAGCAUCACGUGCCACGAGCGUUGGCCAUGGAAAGUCUGGACGCGAUCGCCAGGGCAAGCGAAAGCUGACCGAUAGCAUCGACGAGCGCGACAGUGUGGCUGCCGACAGCCCCGGAGGACCCAGCCCAAAGGUCAUCAUCAGCAGCCAGAAAGACCGACUAGUAGCCAAGUCUGGCGGUAGCAGGGCAGGAUCGGUACCUGUUGCGAGAGAGGGUAGUGUAAAGAUGGAGGACGACAAGGACGACUCGGGCAAGGAAGUCCGACCCAGACUGUCCCCCCAAACAGAAGUCCUCUACCGCAACAACGCCAAAAAUAGAUCCUCGACAUCCUCUAUGCCCUUCGAGGGCGAAGGCAUCCUCUGUCGCGUAACCUCUGUCAUCGGUGAAGGAAAACAACGCCGCUACGAAAUCAUAGACGCUGAUCCUGAUCCACCAUCGCCAUCUGUCCCCUACCGCGCUUCCGUCAACCACCUGAUCCCCAUCCCGCCCCCAAGCGGCAACGCUACACUACCAGACCUUAACAAGGGUAAGAACGUGCUUGCUCUCUAUCCCGGUACCACCACCUUCUACAAAGCAGAAGUCGUGGCUGUGUGGAGACAGAGCGAUGGAAGGGUCAAGAAGGAAGAUGGAGGCAAGGAGGGAGAGACGGUGGAGAACCUAGUCCGAUUGAGGUUCGAAGGCGAGGACGAGGCGGAUCGCGAGAUGAGUGUUGAGAGGAGGUACGUUUUGCCUGAUCGGUGA